ACACCUUCCAAAUGUCAAAUUUAUCGCACAGGCAGAUUCCUAAUCUAUUGCGUGCGAUAAAAUUAUGUUUAUUUCGACCUAAAAUAAACAGGAACCGUUAAUAUUCACGUAACUUCCAUUUUUCGACGUAUUAAACUAUCCGAAUAGGACAUACCAGAUACAGAACAAUCAGGAUACCUAAACCUCUUGUAGAAGCCUGAGUGUGAAAGAGAAAGGUGAGAAGGAGCGAGAGGCUAGAGAAGCAUCAACUCCGAUGAUGUCUCUUAAGCCGAGGAACAUUGACUUCCAGGAGACGUGGGCCAACCUGCGUGAGACGGUGGCCGGAGUGGUGGGACUCCGCGCGGUGGAGCGCGGCGUGUGGAACCUCCGCUUCAGCGACGUGUACGCGCUCUGCGUGGCCCACCCUGAACCCCUAGCGGAUCGGCUUUACGACGAAACUAGACGUUUUCUAGAAGAGCAUGUGGAGGGCCUGCUGGAGAGGGUCCGCGGCACCUCCCCACUUGAGAACAAUGACCCUUACGAUGGACUACUGGACCGUUACGUGGACGCGUGGCGCGAAUACUCUGAAGGCGUGGCUUACUUGAACAGCCUCUACUCUUAUCUGAACUUACAACACGUCAGAAGGCAGAAGGUGUCAGAUGCUGAGAUAAUCUACGGAUCGGCUGCAACCGUCAGCUGUCCUGACAGUGACUCGCGUCAACUAGAGGUCGGCGAGCUGGGCCUUGUGAUCUGGGAGCGGGUUCUAAUCCGGCCCCUGUCGUCUGCCUUAUCCUCCCGUAUCGUGGCCGCGCUCAGUGAGGCUCGCAACUCCGCACCCGACCCCAAACACGCCGAUGUACUUCGCCGGGCCAUCCAUAGCGCUGUUGAUGUACAAUCCUUCAGAGUGCGCGCUCCCCUCGCCCUAUACCAGCAAUUGGUCCUAGAGCCGUACCUGACCCAAGCCCAGGCGGCCCACGCACGGCUCGCGGCGGACUUACUACGCGCCGGCGAUAUCUCACACUACAUGCGGGAUGUGUUGCAAGGUCUACAACGUGAAGUAGCCCUGGGGGCCCGAUUUCUCCACUCAUCCUCAAGUGAAGCAGUUAGGGGAUGCUACGAGCGAGCCGCCGUCGCCGCGCACCUCCCCGCCCUGCACGCCGAGUGCGCCACCCUCCUCAAACACGCCACGGACGACGCCAGGCCCGACAACGCUCAGCACCGCACAGAUCUGCGUCGUAUGUACACACUCCUCCGUCCACUCGGCGCGAACGCGUUGCGCCCACUGGUGGACGCGGCCCACGCCCAGUGUGCCAAAGACGGGACGGAGUUACUCCAACAUAAGCAUACUAAAGAUGAGGCACACACCCACUUCGUAUCGUCCAUGGUGUCUCUCCACACAAAGUACUCUGCGCUGUUCGCGGAAGUGUUUGAGAACAACCAGGCGUUCCUCGGCGCCCUGGACCGCGCGUGCUCCGGCGUCGUCAACUGCAGGCCCGACCACCACAGCCCGCCGCGGGCGCCCGAGCUGCUGGCGAGAUACUGCGACGCCCUGCUUAGGAGACGCGGAAGCGAAGCGGAACCGGAAGCCCGCCUCGCCGCCGCCAUCUUGGUUUUCAAAUACAUCGACGAUAAAGACGUGUUCCAGAAGUACUACGCCAGGGCUCUGGCCAGGCGGCUCAUACAUCAGCUCUCUGCUAGCAUGGAGCAGGAAGAGGCAAUGAUCAACCGCCUAAAAGCCGCCUGUGGGUACGAAUUCACCAACAAACUUCAUCGCAUGUUCACCGAUGUUGCCGUCUCAGCUGACCUCAACAACAAGUUUCAACAACAUCUCAGAGAACAGGAACAACCCCAGGCGGGCAUGCCGGGCUUCAGCGUGCAGGUGUUGCAAGCCGGCGCGUGGCCCCUCGGCGGCGCCAUGGCCCCGCUGGCGCCCCCGGCGGCGCUGGAGCGGCCGGCGCGGCAGUUCGAGGCGUUCUACCGCGCCUCCUUCAGCGGCCGCCGCCUCGCCUGGCUGCACCACCUGUGCACCGGCGAGCUCAGGACCAGAUACACUCCUCGCCCGUACCAUCUCAGCGCCAGUACUCCACAGUGCGCUCUCCUACUAUGUUUCGAGACGGCGGACUCGCUGGCCGCCAGGGAGCUGCGCGCGCGGCUGCAGCUGGCGGGCGACGCGUGGAACAGACAGCUGAGACCGCUUCUCGAUGCCGGCUUGCUUCUAGCACAGGGUGACGUGGAAAACGAGGCGGAGGGCGAAUCAGAGUCGUCUACCGUCGAAGACGGAGGGGAGGGGUCCGCGGGGCGAGGGGAGGGCGUGCUCGUGCUCAACCUCAACCUGAGCUCCAAGAGGACCAAGAUACGGCUCACCACCGCUGCCACACAUCAAGGUACAAGCACUGCAUCGGGCAACAGUAACACGAACAACCCGGAUUCGGCCGAGUCCACGCACUGUGACGACGACCGCAAGAUGUACCUGCAGGCCGCGCUAGUACGCGUCAUGAAACAGAGAAAGGUACUCCGUCACAACGAGCUCAUCCAAGAAGUGGUGUCACAAGCGCGUGGCUCCUUCGCGCCCUCCGUCGCAAUGAUCAAGAAGUGUAUCGAGGCCCUUAUAGAUAAGCAGUACUUGGAACGCGCGCCGGGACGUCUUGAUACUUACAGUUAUCUAGCUUAGAUCUAACCUAGGUCUUUACACUAUAGUCUGCAUCUUCUAAAAUGAUUUUUUCGCCAAAGACCCUGAUCUGUUAAACAAAAGCCUUUGUUUCUAUUAUGCUUGCGCGUGGCCAUUGUUGGCGAGCGCGUGCCACUCGCUGAUACCAAAGAGGAGGAUAGGAUAGAGCGGUACUGUCAUAGUAAAUUUUGUAACCCCAGUAAAUUCACUGCCAUCUAUCGACACACUUUUAUAAAAAUACGAUAAAAUUUAUUUAAAUAUGGAUAAAUGAUUUUUUUAUAUUUGCAUAAAUAAUUUUAAAUUAUUUUCACCCAUGUUCUUUCACUGAUAUGCGUUAAAACUGUUCAAUAACAAACGAAACCGUCAACGCCAUCUAUAUGAGAGUAGGCCAAAGGUAGUGGCGCCAUCUGAUCAAGAAUCAAAUUUUCUUGUUCGAGGCACGUUUUUUCUUUAGACUGUAUCCAUCUAUUACGGAGUUAUAUGCUUUGCUGAUACACAAUGGUCACGCGCUCACCAACAAUGGGUACGCGCACGCAGAAAAGGAACAAAGGCUUUUGUUUAACUGAUUAAGGUCUGGCGAAAAAAUAAUUUGAGAAAAUGCAGUUUAUACCUAGAUCGUGUCUCGUUCGUACUAAUCUACGAAACUGCGUAUAAAUGACGACGGAAAUUGGCUUUGCCAUUUGACGCUCCGCCAUUGAUAUGGCUAUUUAAAAAAAAAUAACCUGCUUACAGAAUUAGCCUCAUGCAUGAAGUUUAUAUUUGAACGAAAUAUGUUUUAUUCGGAUGUUCGUUACCGUUAUAUCAUGUUACUAAUGCAUUUCCGUUUUUAAAUUACCAUUUAAUCACUUAAAAUUAUAAAUAAAAAGUACAAAAAUUUGCCCGCGAAAAGCUAGUGAGCGAAACGCUCGAAACGCCGUGACGUCACGCGUUCGACAGAUUAGUGUCAUUAGUAGCAAACGUCAGUUGGGCCGCCCAACGUGUGACGUCAUCACGCUCUGUCGAAUUCGCGCCAAAAAUUAUGAGCGUUUCAACCGCUCAAAAAUUUUCAACAUUUUAAAUAUUUUUUAAUAAAAUAAUGUUAAGGUUUACAAAAGUAUUUUUAUCAUUUCCGGUGUUCCAACGAUAUAAAUUAUGAAUCCAAAAAUAAAAAUAAAUUCAUGCAUGGAGCUAAUUGCGACACUACUAGAGAACUGCCGAAUAUGGAUCGAUUUUCGUUUUAUUUUGCUAUCAUUUUCUAUGAAAAGGGACCUUAUUGUCGAUGGCGAUUACGCCGCACAGCGUCGCGCGGCAUUGUAUUUAUAUCGGAGCAUCGUUUAUAAUGGCGUAAGCGCCAUCGACGAUAAGGUCCCUUUUUAUUGGAAUUACCACAAAUAUUUUCCGAUUCUGUGCAAUACCUAUGAGCGCAAUUUCACAUUUCGUUUAUCUAUUUCAGUUUAUAAUUUAUAUACAUUAGUGUGACUAACCUACUUGAAAAAACAAAUCAAAAUAUUUGAUAACAAAUAAUUUGAUUUGUUCUCAAAGUUAAGUAUGGUAUUUAAGUAACAACGGAUAAUUUUAAUGUAUUUUAUAUGAUAUAAUGUAAAAAACUAGACAAUUUUUAUCUAAUUCUAAAAAAAAAAAAUGAUAUUCGACAACAAACUCAAAAUCGGCCCAUAUGCGAAAGCAUUAUUGCCCAAGCUGAGAGAAGAGAAGGUUAUCUCGCGCAAUGCGCUCGUUCGGUCAAAUAGCUUGCAAAGCUCUACGUCGUUUUCGGAAUAACCCCAAUAACCUGAAAUAAAUGUCAUAUACGAAGGAAAAAAUGACCAAAGCCUCCAGUUACUCAGAAGGUCUAACCAUACCUUAGAGAUGGCCAGGGGGCGCCACAAGCCUUCGGGAAAUUGGCAUAUACUUGGAAAUUUCGACCCAUGCCACCGUGACCGGAUAGCCGAGCGGUUCAGGCACCUGUCCGGUAAACGGGGGACGCUGGUUCGAUUCCAGCUCUGGACACUGGUGGCUUUGGUCAUUUUUUCCUUCGUAUAUGACAUGUAUUUGAGUUUAUAGUUUAAAUAGUAGUGUCUACUUGAAAAAAAAAACGCAUUAAAAUAUUUUCAUAGAAAAUAAUUUAAUUUGUUCUUAGGGAACCCCAAUAACCUUAUAGAAUGUAUAGAAGUAAUAUAAAACCUCAAUAAUUUACUCCGUUGGCUCAGCGACCCAAAAUGAGACUUGGCCUCCGACACAAGACGGCGCCACUUUCUUCAUCUUCUCGGUUCUGUGCGACCUCUCGCCAAUGAGGGAUGAAUGAGGGCUACCGCGUUUAAUUUCGCCGCUAGGGGCGCUAGUGUAUAUGGAGGUCUUUCAAAAUGUCAAUUGCAUAGAAGUUUUGGGGGUUUCAAGCUUUUUUAUCGGGAAUUUUCACUCCUUAUUAAUAAUUGUGGUCAAUCUUUGUCCAUCUUUGAUUAAUCACGGUAAACAAUAGAUGUAGCUCAAUAAAUGUUAGUGGUUUAAAAAAAGUGCCAACUAAAAUAUAUGCAAAAUUAAACAGGUCGAAAAAAUGGCACAUUUAGACGUUAAAAUAAAGUAAUAUAUAUGUAAGUUUAUUUAAUUAUAGUAUGUAUAGUAUGUAUAUGUAAGUUUAUUUUCGGUAGUGUGUAUUAUUUAUCGCUAUAUUUUUUGUUUUAAGUUACCUAUUCUGCUUUUUUUGUUGCCUGCACCUAUCACUGUUUCUGUUUAACCUGGUGGUUGACUGGCAGAGAAUGCCUUUAGGCAUUAAGUCCGCCAUUUGUACUUUAUUUGUUAUAUUGUGCAAUAAAGUUUAAAAUAAAUAAAUAAAAUACCUUUGUGUAUUAGAACGUAUUGAUUUUAUAAAAAUAAGCAUAGGAGAAUUUUGAGAUCAGUUUUUCUGGACCUACAUCUACAGUGGCGCCAACGGGUGAGAACAAAAACGGUAGCCCUCGUUGGUGACUCUAUCUCAGAUCCGCCUCCACCACAGUUGUCGCACCAGCGAUACCUGGGGCCAGUGUUGGCCGAAACGUUAAUGCAAUUAACCAUUACAAAUUGAACCGUAAACUGUAACCGUCCGUGACGGUUUACGGUUCAAUUUGUAAUGGUUAAUCGUUAAUUGCAAUUAACGUUCGGCCAACACUGCCUGGGGCGUCCGAUAGGACGUCUUUCUGCUGGGCGGCCCAGGUAUGCUCUUUACACGUUCCAAUCUUCAUCCAUUCUCUCAAGAAAGCUACCAAUCAACCUCAAUAAACUAAUAAUAAACUUUAAUUAUUACUAAACUUCGAUGGUUGACUGGUAGAGAAUGCCUUAAGGCAUUAAGUCCGCCAUUUGUACAUUAAUUAUUGUACUAUACAUUAUUUUUAUGUUAUGUUUAAUAGUUUAAAUAUAACAUUUAAAACUUUAGCGUUUUAAACACAUAUUAAAUCACAUUUAAAAUCGGGUCUAUCGCGAAUUUAUUUUGUUACCUAAAGGUAAAGGU
Molecule: messenger RNA, 6107 nt
Organism: Cydia strobilella
Lineage: Eukaryota; Metazoa; Arthropoda; Insecta; Lepidoptera; Tortricidae
Gene: Cul2
Product: cullin-2
Exons: 18
Coding region: 254-2650 (798 amino acids)
Biological process (GO): SCF-dependent proteasomal ubiquitin-dependent protein catabolic process; protein ubiquitination
Cellular component (GO): SCF ubiquitin ligase complex; Cul2-RING ubiquitin ligase complex
Molecular function (GO): ubiquitin protein ligase binding; protein-macromolecule adaptor activity
Source: RefSeq, a predicted model, not a curated record